AUAUGAUUGCCUAUGUACUUGCAACUGUUACCAUCUCGGUAUUCGUUAUCAUUGUGGCUGCUUUGAUCAUUCACUUGCGCUGCCGUCGACAAAAACCGAAACCAAGGGAACCAUCUGUCUCCUUAACAGACAUGCAGUUUGAAUACGAUGCGUUUGUUAUAUACAGCUCCGAAGACGCAGAUUGGGUGGUAAGAACUCUUAUUCCAACUCUUGAGGAAAAGUACGGUUUAAAGUGCUGUGUUCAUUACAGAGAUUUUCUUCUUGGAGUUCCCUUUCGUCAAAAUAUGGUUGACAGCGUUUACAAGUGUAAGAAGAAUAUUGCAGUUGUGUCCACUCACUUUUUCAAUAGUAACUAUUGUGGCACAGAACUAGAUUACGCUCUUCAUCGACUUAUGGAAAAGAAAGAUGACAGCCUCGUAGUAAUCAAACUUGACGAUGUCCAUAAUAAGAAACUACCCAGGGAACUCCGAAAAAGGAGUUACAUAGACUAUCCAAAGUCCACUGAUAAAGAAACGUGGGAGAAAAAAUUAGUAAAAAGCUUGACGUCCACCAGAUUUUUACUAGAACAAUGACCAAAUGAUACAUGGGAUACCUAGAAUGGUGAGGUAUUGUGGCGAGAAAGAUGAUACCGUCUUGGGUAAAAUCAUGC
Pocillopora verrucosa is the source of this 649-nucleotide messenger RNA. Lineage: Eukaryota; Metazoa; Cnidaria; Anthozoa; Scleractinia; Pocilloporidae. The record is from RefSeq and is a predicted model, not a curated record.